Messenger RNA from Solanum stenotomum, 1347 nucleotides. RefSeq names its product GDSL esterase/lipase At5g33370-like. Lineage: Eukaryota; Viridiplantae; Streptophyta; Magnoliopsida; Solanales; Solanaceae. The transcript is spliced from 5 exons. Gene Ontology annotation, molecular function: lipase activity. The coding region runs from base 86 to 1168 and encodes 360 amino acids. Gene Ontology annotation, biological process: lipid metabolic process. The record is from RefSeq and is a predicted model, not a curated record.
CACUUGAUUUAGUUUCUUUAAAAAAAGGAAAGGAAAGCAAACGUAACACCACCUAGCUAGUUCAUUCUUUCACAUAAUUAGUUCAAUGGCUUCCAAUAUUAUUAUUUUGAUGAUGAUUAUGGUAUUAAGAGUAGUAGAGGGUGCAGCUGAAAGAGCAUUUUUUGUGUUUGGAGAUUCAUUAGUUGAUACUGGAAAUAACAACUAUUUGGCUACAAGUGCUCGUGCAGAUUCACCACCUUAUGGCAUUGAUUAUCCAACUCAUCGUCCUACUGGACGAUUCUCUAAUGGCCUUAACAUUCCUGACAUUAUCAGUGAAAAACUUGGAAUAGAGCCUACAUUGCCAUACUUGAGUCCUGAGCUUCAAGGGGAAAAGCUUCUUGUUGGUGCCAACUUUGCUUCUGCUGGGGUUGGUGUACUUAAUGAUACUGGAAUUCAAUUUGUAAAUAUUAUAAGAAUUGGACAACAACUAGAAUACUUUGCAGAAUACCAAAAAAGAGUUGGAGCUUUGAUAGGAAGUGAAAAGGCAAAGCAAUUGGUGAAAGAGGGUCUUGUUCUAAUUACACUUGGUGGCAAUGAUUUUGUCAACAACUAUUAUUUAAUCCCUUUUUCUGUUAGAUCUCGUCAAUAUAUGCUUCCAGAUUAUGUCUCCUAUGUCAUCUCUGAAUACAAAAAUGUUCUUCAGAAACUCUAUAGCUUAGGAGCUCGUAGAGUUAUUGUGACGGGAACAGGGCCAUUAGGUUGUGUGCCCGCGGAAUUAGCCCAAAGAAGCCGCGAUGGCAGCUGCGCGGAUGAUUUGCAGCAAGCAGCAGUACUGUUCAAUCCACAACUAGUUGAGAUGCUUAAUGGUCUCAAUAGUGAAAUAGGCAGCCAUGUUUUUGUUGCAGCAAAUACAAACCAAAUGCAUUUGGACUUCAUUACUGAUCCUCAAGCUUUUGGAUUUGUGACAUCAAAGGUGGCAUGUUGUGGACAAGGACCAUACAAUGGGAUGGGGUUGUGCACACCUUUAUCCAACUUGUGCUCAAACAGAGAUGAAUAUGCAUUUUGGGAUCCAUUUCACCCCACGGAGAAGGCUAACAGAAUCAUUGUUGAACAAAUCUUGACUGGAACAACUGAUUACAUGCACCCAAUGAACCUUAGCACCAUUAUGGUCAUGGAUUCCAAGGCUUAAUAAAUUCUACUCUCAAUUUGUUUAAAUUUCCACUAGAAAUGUUAUUUAUUUAAUGUCCUUUUAGUUGAGUAAUUCCUUCUUUGAAAAUAAGAUGGAUAUUGUGUUAAAUGUAAGUGUUAUUGAGUUGAUCAUUCUCAUAACUUGUCUUCCUGCAUCUCUUCUUCUAAUAGUAUGUCUUC